Molecule: messenger RNA, 3522 nt
Organism: Laetiporus sulphureus 93-53
Lineage: Eukaryota; Fungi; Basidiomycota; Agaricomycetes; Polyporales; Laetiporaceae
Exons: 3
Coding region: 1-3522 (1173 amino acids)
Biological process (GO): positive regulation of translation
Cellular component (GO): cytosol; cytoplasmic stress granule
Molecular function (GO): RNA binding
Source: RefSeq, a predicted model, not a curated record
AUGAUAUCGCCUCAGCCUUCUGCACCUUCAUAUCAACCUCUCUCGUACGCAGAUCGCGCGAAGCAAGCGCAAAAGAUUACCCCGUCUCCCUCUCAGCAUCCUGCUGCGCGGAAUCUGUCGCCUGCCACGGGAACAUCUGCCGUAGGGCCUGAGACAGAUAUAGCCAUGAACGCCGGCAUGUCUGCCAUAUCGAGCUCCUCAUCAAUUGGUGAGGAUGCCGUGUCCUCUACUCCUUCAUCUAUCCAUCAGAGUUCUGGGCCGUCCUCAUCGCUUUCCUCUCAAACGAAUGGUGACCAUAAAUACCACGGUAAUAACUCACAGAAAGCAGCACCGCAGCCUCAACUCACCUCGUCUGCCGCAUCUAAGCCGGCGGCCGCUCCGCCGGUCAAUGUGUGGAAUGCGCGGAUUGAGCAGAUGGCUCAGGCUCGCACGCGAUCGCAUCAGGGAGUAGACUCGGCACAGAGACCCGCCAUUGAUUCAAUGGAGUCCAACGACAUCGAUGACCUCUCUGCCCGACCUGAUAAAUCAAAUACUCAGGACUCCACUGGUGCAUCUGCAUCUAGCUCGAGUGUCUCCCACAACGUAAUGAACCAACGGAUAUCACCUCCUAUGACGACAAAAUCGACGACCAGCAACCUCAACGGCAGCACAAAUGAUGAGGAUGAUGCAUUCGUGGUACGUCCACGACGUCCAAUACCCUCGAUUGUCGACGACAGCGACUCUUGGCCGGAAGUUGGCAAAUCAGUCAGCAGCGGGAUCAGACAGACGGAGGAAAAUGCACGCGGUGCACAAGGGCACGAUCCAGAGCGGUCGAGGGAGGGUUCGCAGAGUCAUGGUACAUCACGAAAAAGUGUGUCUCUUCUCCUUCUUCACUCCUCCUGUUGUGCGGUUGAGCUCCGUCAAUCGCUUUUCCAAAAGGAUGCUCCCGGGAUAGGUGAGAAAACAAAAUGGGUCCAAAUACCACCCUCCGAGCUGCAGGCCGCCGCCGACGCCCAGCAACGAUCGCAACAUGUCCGCAAUCGCUCUCAUCAGCAUUCAAGACAUCCAGGUUCCGGCUACGCAUCGGCUUCGGGAUCCGGCUCGCAAGCCCAGAGUCGCACGCAUUCGGCGGUGGGAACGCGUCACUCUUCACACGCGAGCUCUGUAUCGCAGUCGCAGUCGCAGUCGCAGAGCCGCACGGGAAGCGCGCACUCCAGUCCGCCUGUCUUCCCUCGUGGCGGGAAGAGGCUGCCUGAGGAGGGCGGCGCUUCUGGAUACAGUGCCGGAUCGGCUGCGGGUGUGUCAAGCGUUGCGAGCAGGAGCGUGAGCAAGCAGUCCUCGACGACGGGCUCACCGCAGACGUUCCAUCAGGCACUUCCGCCGACCGACUUCAUCCCAGGAGGCGCAAUGGGCUUUCGGCCAUUACCUCCCAGUCUUGCCAGAAGGGGAUCGGGCCCUGCGGAGCAAGCAAACGAUGUGCCGAGUGCCAACGGCAAUACCCCAGCGUACUACACAAGCCCACCUGCCAUGCCGCCGCCGGCGAACGCACGGCGUUCGUACCAUACACCACAUUCAUCUGGAUCUCCUGUACAGCCAUCAUACACGUUACCUACAGUCGCACCGAUACCGACUGUGUACCCGCCGCCACUGCAUGGCGGCCAAGGGCCGCAGUAUUCUGCCUACGCUGGUACUCCGCCGCACGCGGCCUACUCGCCGUACGGCUACGGCUACCCGCCCUAUGUGUACUGGCCACCAGCGCCGGUGCCACAAUCGCAUUCGCCUUCUGUAGAAGGCACACAAGCACCAGUGGCGUUCUCGCAACCUCGAGCUCCCAGUGAACGCGAGUCUGUCACCAGCCAGAGAGAAGGAGGGUCUGUGAUGCCGCCUCCAACAGCAUAUACGUCUGUUUCUGAGGUGCAGAGAGAGGGGUCUGAAGCCGAGGCGAGCGAGUUGCGGACAGUGCGUGCGGAGAGAGGGCGCAAGGCGCGAGAGCUGAGCUUCGGCAGCAUUCGGCUGGAGGAGGUCAGCGCUCAGGCUGCAGCGCCUGAGGCCUCCGCGAAGGACGAUGCGAGCAUCCUGGGGCUGAGUGUGGGCGAGGCAAAGGAGGGAGGGCAGGAAGAGAGUGCGGAGAAGCCAGCUGCUCCGUUUGCCAUCGGCGUAGCGCCGGGAGAAGCUGGUCCUUCCCGCAUACGCUCGCGCACCCGCACGCAGUCGAAAGGCCACUCGUGGGUGUUGGGCGAGGCUUCCGUCGCUGCUGCGGUAUCGCUCAUAGAGCAAUCGGACGGGUCGGGGCAGGCGACCAAUGAUGCGGAGGGCGCUGAACCAUCGGCGGUGGGUCAGAAAGGCGCUGAGGAGAUUGAAGCUGGGAUUAAGGUGAUCGAUCUCACUGAGCCCAUAGAGAUGAAGUGGGUAUUUGGCACGACCAAGCCUUCCGACUCGGAGAUCGUCGAGAAUGGAGAGAAGUCUCAUGCUGGUGCUGUGUCGUCGGAGUCUGCCCUGCCCGCCAGCUCCUUACCUCCCAUUGUGACGUCCACCAACGGUCUAGCAUCGGCACACUUGGCUACUUCCAGCGACUCUUCUGCAGUGCCUCCUGUGUCAUCUGGCGACGCGGCAUCCAGUGACGAGUGGAAGGUCAAGGAUUAUGGGUACGGCUUUGGGCGCAAGGACUACGCACCGCCCAUGACGGGCGAAGAGCGGAACGCACGGGAGCGACGCGAGUUCCAACCCGACAAGGAGCACUUUGGGCGGCCGAGACGUGGCUCUGUAGGUGGCGGGUAUGCCUACGAGCGCGGUGGCUUUGGUGGGCGCCGAGGGCGUGGAUUCGGUGGGCCUGGUGGGCGGGGUGCCUACCAUUCGAGGACACAUUCGAGGGGAGGCAAUGUAUACCAACCCUCCCAGUCGCGGCAGCCUCCCUUCGUGAUGCAGCCGUCGACACAGCAGGCGGACCAGAAUGGUUACUAUGCACCUUUGUCCACGGGAUAUUAUGCCUCGGCAUAUGACCCGUAUGCGUAUUCGUAUGGAUCCCCUCCCCAAAAUCUUCCGUCUGUGCCGCCGCUGCCGAUGCCGCAGUCUACCUUGUCGUUCCCGCUGGAUCCUACUCGAUACUACCUCCUGGGCCAGCUGGAGUACUAUCUAAGCCCACAAAAUAUGGCGCAAGAUUUUUUCCUCCGGCAAAGGAUGGACUCCCGCGGCUGGAUAUCUAUACCCCUCCUUGCGUCUUUCAAGCGCGUCAAGCAGUUGACUUUGGACCAGCAGUUGGUGAAGGAUGUCUUGAUCCUUUCCAGCUUGGUUGAAGUCAAGGAUGAGUGGGUUCGCAUGCGCCAGUGGGAGCAAUUCGUACUGCCAAACGCGGUCGAAAGCACAGUGGACGGCGAGCGAGAGUCUAGCCAAGAGCAUACUACACAGCCGCAAGGUGGCGUGGCGUCUGCCAAGGCCGACGUUGCAAACGUGGAAGAAGGCGACGAGGGUGACGGGGAGGAAGAGGAAGAGGAAGAAGUCGUGUUCGUGCUCGGCAAGGACGCCGAGCCGUCAUGGGCACCUUGA